Dreissena polymorpha is the source of this 6398-nucleotide messenger RNA. Its product is annotated as dynamin-1-like protein. Gene Ontology annotation, biological process: mitochondrial fission. The transcript is spliced from 17 exons. The record is from RefSeq and is a predicted model, not a curated record. Lineage: Eukaryota; Metazoa; Mollusca; Bivalvia; Myida; Dreissenidae. Gene Ontology annotation, cellular component: membrane; mitochondrion; cytoplasm. Gene Ontology annotation, molecular function: GTPase activity; microtubule binding; GTP binding. Bases 95 to 2236 code for a protein of 713 amino acids.
AGACGUGUAACUGUUCGGUAAAUUCGUUAGCUGUCCGGCCGGAAAAAAAGAUAAUCGAGCAAAAAAUAACAUUACCAAUGUUUCAAUAGUAAAAAUGGAAGGACUUAUACCGGUUAUUAACAAACUACAAGACGUUUUCAAUACAGUUGGCUCCGAAAAUAUUCAGCUGCCUCAAAUUGUCGUGGUUGGCACUCAGAGUGCUGGUAAAAGUUCAGUGCUCGAAAGUCUGGUAGGUCGUGACUUCCUUCCACGUGGAACUGGCAUCGUCACAAGGCGACCCUUGGUUCUACAGCUAAUACAGAUCACCCCAGAUGAUCGAGAGGCAAGGACUUUGGACAGUGGGGAAGUAAUAAAGGCAGAAGAAUGGGGGAAGUUCCUACAUACAAAGAACAAAAUCUACACAGAAUUUGAAGACAUCAGGACUGAAAUUUCAAACGAGACUGAUCGGAUGAGUGGAACAAACAAGGGACUAUGCCCAGAACCAAUAAGCCUGAAGAUAUACUCGCCACAUGUGAUCAGUUUGACCCUGGUUGACCUUCCUGGCAUUACAAAAGUUCCUGUUGGUGACCAACCCUCCGACAUUGAAAAUCAGAUCAGAGACAUGUGUUUGACAUACAUUGGCAACCCAAACUCCAUCAUUCUGGCUGUAACCUCUGCCAACACAGACAUGGCCACUUCAGACGCAUUAAAACUCGCCAAGGAAGUGGAUCCUGAUGGUCGUCGCACACUGGCAGUCAUUACGAAGCUGGAUCUGAUGGAUGCAGGCACGGAUGCAAUGGAGAUCCUGUGUGGACGCGUGAUUCCUGUCAAGCUGGGCAUCAUAGGUGUUGUCAACAGGAGUCAGGCCGACAUCAACAAAAGAAAGGAGAUGAAAGAAGCUUUAAAAGAUGAAGCCUCUUUCCUACAGAAGCGUUAUCCUAGUCUUGCAAACAGGAAUGGAACUGCAUACCUUGCUAAAACUUUAAAUAGGUUGUUGAUGCACCAUAUACGAGAUUGUUUACCUGAGCUGAAGACUCGAGUGAAUAUCCUCAUAGCACAGUUCCAGUCACUUUUGACCAGCUUUGGUGAACCAAUAGAGGACAAGAGUCAACUGCUCCUUCAAAUCAUCACCCGGUUUGCCUCGGCCUACUGCAGCACAAUAGAAGGGACAUCACGCAAUAUUGAAACCACAGAAUUGUGUGGUGGAGCAAGAAUCUGCUAUAUAUUCCAUGAAACAUUUGGACGAACAUUGGAGUCUAUAGAUGCAUUAGGUGGAUUAGCAACUAUGGACAUAUUGACAGCUAUCAGGAAUGCUACGGGUCCAAGGCCGGCCUUGUUUGUGCCAGACAUAAGUUUCGAGUUGUUGGUGAAGAGGCAGAUCAAGAGACUGGAAGAGCCCAGCCUGAGGUGUGUGGAGCUCGUGCACGAGGAGAUGCAGAGAAUCAUCCAGCACUGCGGCACUCAGCAAGAAAUGUUGCGGUUUCCGAAGUUGCAUGAUAGAAUACUAGAUGUGUUGACCCAUAUGUUACGAAAGAGAUUAAAACCAACAAACAACAUGGUUGAAAACUUAGUAGGUAUAGAGUUAUCAUACAUCAACACGAAGCAUCCAGACUUCUUUGAGGCCCAGAUGGUGCACAAGACAGUCACCAAUGACCAGGAUGGGCUCAGGCAGCUACAGAAGGAUUCCCAGAGACAGCAGCAGCAACAGCAUCAGCAGCAGCAGCAGCACGUCGAAGAGAAGGAAAACAGGGCUCCCUCCCCAGCACCAGACAUGUUGCCUGUCAAUAGCUGGAAGAUGCCAUCGUUCAUGGGAAAGACACGCAGCCAGUCUGACCUGCAGGGGGGAGGGGAGCCAGACUCCCAGUCAAGCAGCGCAGUUGCCUCCCCUGCACACUCCAGGAAGGGCAUCAACCUGCUACCUGAAGUGCCAAAAGCUAUUACUUCUAGAAAGCUUACUGUCAGAGAAAAACAUGAUGUUGUUUUAGUAGAGAAGCUGAUCAAGUCUUACUUCAUGAUUGUACGCAAGAACAUCCAGGACACGGUACCGAAGGCAAUCAUGCACUUUCUGGUGAACUUCAUAAAGGACAAUCUGCAAAGUGAGCUGGUGAGCAAGCUCUACAAGAAGGAGGAGAUAGACACACUGCUGGAGGAGUCCGAACACAUCGCACAGAGAAGGUCGGAGGCACAGGAGAUGGUGCAGGCUCUACAGCGCGCUAGUCAUGUGAUAGGAGAGAUACGAGAGACCCAUCUGUGGUGAAGACAGCUGUGGUAUCAGGGCUCUGAGAUACUAUAAAUAGACAAUCAGCAGCUACCAGUCAUGUAAUGCUGAGGACCGGCAAGAAACCAGCAUAUGGUGGAUAUUGUGAGGUUAUGAUAUUGCUUUUAAAAAAUGUCAUAAUUGAUAAUGAGAAGUAAGUGUGACAUAAUUGUGUGUUAUAUAAUCACUUAUUAAAUAAAAAUAUCAAUUAACUAGGGAAAAACGAAAGUGUGUUUUUGUAGCAUCUUAUAAAUAAAUUCUAAACCAUAAUCAUAUAGAAUUAUUGUAAUGGAAUAUUGAACAUGGGUAAUGGAAUAUUAAACAUAGAAGUCAUAUUUACAGUACUAUUGAAAUUCAUAAUGUAUAUAUAAAAAUGUACAUGUGUCUGGGAUUUUGAAGAUUAUUUGUAAAAUUGAUAAAAGUGGAUAUGAGCGAAAACUGUGAAUAAAAAGUAGGUUUAAUUUAGUCAAGAUUUGACAGCAGACUUCUGUGUUCACGAGUUAAUUGUAUGUUGUAAUGUUAACAUAAUUUGUAACAGGAUUAGCUGAUAUGCAUCAUUAUUAUAACUUAUGUGUAUUAUGUGAAUUUAUAAAGAUGUAUGUUUUAAAUAUUGCAUGUACAAUUGUUGCUCCAAAAAAGCAUAAUCUAGAUAAUAUAAUUAACAAGCAGGAACUUUUUUGGUCAUACUCAUUUCAUUUAAGGCAUUGCUUCUUACACAUUUUGUCAAAAUAUUCUGUAAUAUUCACUUUGAAAAUAAGAAUGGUCUGUUUUUUUAAACAAUGAACAUUCAUCAGAAAAUAAGCUUUACAUUAUAUUUGAAACUGAAGACAAAUAGACAAAUAAGUAAAUCAACUAAAGAAAUUCAGUCUGCAUAUAUGAAUGAAACCAUAAUUGCAUGUGGUCGUGAUGAUGAACAAACAUAUAGCGUUAAGAUAUAUUUCGCACUGUUUUGAAAUAACUCUGGUUAUUACAUGCAUAUACAGUUGUGGAGAAUUUUGAUUAAAAAGUAAUAACUGUUUAAUAUAAUGUCAUGCACUGUACUAGACAAAGUAUGUAAAAAUAUUUUCUAUCAAAAUACAUAUGUAUGUUUGUUUUAUAAAAUAAUUGUCCAUUUAACCUUAUUGUUUUUAUAUCCCCCACCAGUAUAGUGGGGGACAUAUUGUUUUUGCCCUGUCUGUUGGUUGGUUGGUUGGUUUGUGUGUUUGUUUGUUUGCUCCAACUUUAACAUUUUGCUAUAACUUUUGCAAUAUUGAAGAUAGCAACUUCAUAUUUGGCAUGGAGCUGCACAUUUUGAGUGGUGAAAGGUCAAGGUCACCCUUCAAGUUCAAAGGUCAAAAAAAAAAUCAAAGCGGCGCAGAAGGGGACAUAGUGUUUCCGACAAACACAUUUCUUGUUUUUUCAUGAUUUACUGAUUUGAAGGUUUUUUCAAGACCUACAAUACAGUUAUAUCAUUCUUAUAUAAUAUAAAAGUGUUGUUGUUUUUUCACUUAAAUUAUUGCUAUGUAAGGAAUUUUUCACUGUGAAAUCUUGUGAUUGUGAACAAUUGAAGUAAAUUAUAUCAAUGGAUUGAUAUAGUAUGAUAAAUCCAACAAAAACACAUAUUUUUUCUUUCCUUUUUUAUCAUCGUUUCGGCUUACGCCUUCAUCAGGAUAAUACAAAUAAUAACAGAAAGCGGAUGUUACGUCAUUGACCUUACGUACAUUAAAAUGCGGGAAAAUGUACGUAAAUAAAAUGAACAUUAAUUAAAUUAAGCUUAACUUUCGGAUUCAAGAAUACACAAUUUCCUAUCAAAUUAUAUAUAAUAUAAUAUAUAUAUAUUAUAUAUAUUUUUUAUCAAUGGAUUGAGAAAUAACCAUUUAAAUACGAAAAUUAAUAGUGUUCAUAUAUGUAACCAUAUUUUUAUGCUUUAUAACUUAGAUUCACAAUUCCCACUUAUUUGUGUGAUUUUCUCAUUCCAUUUGGUAAAAUUGACCAAAUCUGGGAUUUGUAAACCAAUUCUGUUAUGUAAGGAAAACAAUUGUUGACGUGCCGGGUCAAUCUUUUACUUAAUUACUUGAAAUGUGGAACAUUCUUAUCUAUGACUUUGAAUAUGUUGAAUUACUGCUGUGCAUAAUUAGAUAUAUUUGAAGUUCUUUAUAAGCAGUUACUUCCAUAUGCACUGCUUAUGCAGCCUUUCAAGAGUUAGCAUUUGACAUGCAGAUUGUUUAUCCUUUCAUAAAACAUGGCCUUCAUGUUUUUACAGGCAUUACUUGUAAAAAAAGUGUGUCUUUUAAUAAAAGUGCUUGUAUGCAAUUGAUCAAGGAAUGUAUUAUGAUAAAUCAUCAAACUGUUGAUUUAAUAUUUACUGAUAAGUGAAAAAUGUUCCUUCCUUUCUAGUUCAUCAUUCAUUUACAUAUUUCUUCUGGAAGCAAUCCAUGUCUCCUUAUGAGUAAAUUUAUCAACUUGCACUGUCUGUAAAAAACGAGCUUGUAACAUGAAUAUUUAAAAUUGGGUGUGUUGUUAAAAACACAAAAUUGUUAAAGAGUACCAUAAUAUCAGUAUUUUAAUUGUGUUAGAUUGCUGCUUUUCUAAAUGUCAUUUUCAAUAGCCUGAAGUUAACACUGGGUAUACAUAUGUUGAGUUAUGUACCUCAUCUUGUUAGUAAAUCAGUCUUCCACACACAAAUUACACCAUAAAACCCAGUUAAUGUUAACAGUAUUUCCCACCAAAGUAUGGAAAUAAUUCCCAAAACUUAAGUGUUGUGAUUUUAUAUAUGUAUCUUCUUAAUUAGCCUCCUAUAUUGAAGGUGUUGUAAAACAACCAGCAUUUUGAAUACAGAGUAUCAAAAUAGAAAAGACAAGUUUGAGUCAAAAUAGCUGUUUUAGAUAAUGGCAUCAUUACUUGCAUUUCAAUGGUGUAGCUUUUUACGUACAAGACUUUCAUCCAAACAUGUAUAAUGGAAACUAUCAAGUGCAAGGUAUUAAAUGAAAUCAAAACUUUGGAUAGUUGGCAUUGCUCAACACUUUGUCAAAGCAGGCUUUGUACUUAAUGAUGUUUAGAAGUAAUAUACAGCCCAGAUUUUUUCUCAGAGCUUAUAAAAGUCUAGUCAUAGAAGUUUCAAGAAAUCAAAACAAUGUUUUAGAUGGCUUUGAAUGAUUGCUUCACCUUUUUUAACAACAAAAUUUUAAGUGAUUACAUGUAUUGAUUAUAAAUGAACCAAAGUAAGAUUUAUUUUAAAAUUUGUGGAACAUACAACAUUAAAAUACUUCUAAAUUUUCAGUUGAAAACCCAAUCAUGAAUGUAACAAGUGUACAUGUAUUAGGAAAUACGCAACAAUGCAGGAGAUGCAAAUUUAUACUUGUCCUUUUUUAUGAUGUUCAAAUUCGUGAGAAAAUGAGAUGUUGACAUUAAAAAUUGUAUGUACAGUACUGACUUUUAUGACUUAAGAUAUCUUGAAGACUGAAAAUUAAUAUGUCCACCAGAUUUUAUUGAAGUGCAAGCCCUGAUAGAUAUAAAGGUGUAGGUUUAAAAAAAAAAUAAUUAAAAACAUGUUUCAAUUCUUAGGGUUCUAUGUGUACCUUUAUCCUUUCCAGCUUUUGAUGCUCAUUAAGCAUGUGUAUGCGUUUGUUUUGCGUUAGGUUUUCAAAUUAUUAAGAUAGGGUCUAAAAUGUGUAUUAAGAAAAAGUGUAACCAACAUGUUCUCUCCCAAUUGUUUAUGUAACAAUUGUAAAAAAUAUGCAGUAUUCAGAACUUAGUUCGUGUUUGAAAACUAACUCCUGUUAACAUGUUGCCAUUAUAUUUCAAAUUUUUCAAGAUUUCAAAUUUUAGUUUGUGGCUAUUGUUAUUAUUAUAAGUGCUUUAAGUGCUUAUUAAAUUCUGAUGUAUGUAAGUGUUGUGUUUAUAGAGUGCUCAAUUUUAUUACAUUUUUUGUUGUUAUCAAAUUGGCAUCUUAAUACUUGACCUCAAAGUGUUAUUUGCUAGAAAAGAUAACAAGUUGAGGAGCUUAACAACCAAAAAUGUCUUAAUUUAUAAGACAUGGUUUAACAAAGAAGUCAAAUAUGCUAAUAUGGUUCAGAUUAUCAAUUUUUGUAGUAUUGGUUUAAGAAUUUCUGUAAGAUGCUUUUUACUAAAGACUUUCAUUUGUAUUUGUGUUAAUGAACGACAAUAAAAUCUUGGACUGAAA